Molecule: messenger RNA, 844 nt
Organism: Mus caroli (Ryukyu mouse)
Lineage: Eukaryota; Metazoa; Chordata; Mammalia; Rodentia; Muridae
Source: RefSeq, a predicted model, not a curated record
CUCAACAGACAAGUGAGGGUUGCUGUUUCCUUGUUAGCUCCACUGGUAUAAUAUACUGAAUGCUUUGUCACAUCAGCUACCAACAAAUCACUUGAAGACAGUAUCUCUGUAUUGAUGUGCUGCUGUAUUGCACACAGCCAAUGAGAAGAAGGUUAUAAAGAAGCUGAAAACUUCCAGGUUUGCUUCUGGUUCUCAAGUAUUCACUGUCACCAUCAUGUUAAUGAAAAAGUGCAAUCACCAAGUGGGAGGUUUUGCUUUGACCACUGUAGCCUGGCUACUUUGCUGCAUAUCCACAGGCCUCCCUCAGUGGCAAGUGUGGCACUAUGAAGAUCCCGUGGUCCUCAAGCCUACAGUGGCUUUAGUGGGCAUGUGGAGAGCCUGCGUUUUCCACACUGACAGCAACUCCAGCAACACCAGAGUAUGUUACCAAUACAACUACGAUGACUCCAUUCCUUUGUAUAUUCGAGUAAACCAGCACUUGCUGCUGGUUUCUAGCUUUCUUGGUCUUUUUGGGAAAAUCACCACCAUUAUUGCUCUUUCGAAUGUGCAUAUGGGAAGAGUACGGAAGAAUGGCACCUGCAAUCCAUUCAGACUUUCAGGCAUACUGAACAUCAUUGCUAGCAGCUUUCUUUACUUUCCUAUUUUGUUCAAUUACAUAGCCAUCAUGCUCAAAUGGAGGGUUGCCUUCCCACCAUCUUUCAAUUUUCCAUUCCAGCCAGACACUCAGAAGAUGGGAAGUGCCAUGGCUUUGGCAAUUAUAUCUGCAGUUUUCUUUCUACUAAGUGGCACAAUUUGCCUUUCUUCAAAUUUAGCCAUAGGCAAGAUGCCCCGUUCCAAAAUUUAA